CUCGCGUCGCGGCCUCCAGUCUCAGCACCGUCCGACGCCCGCGCACACGUACCCGCGCAGCCGCACUCGCGAGUGUCCAGUGACAAGCUGCCUUUCUCUCACGCAGUGCUAUCGUGUUCGACGUGAAUGCUAAACCGGACUUUGAAAACACAAACAUCACUCGGAAUUUUUGACAAGCCGCCCGUCAGCAGCCGGGAGAGGCGCUUCGAUCCGGUUCAUCACACGCCACCAAGCGACCACGUAGGCUGCAAGCGAUAACCCGGUAUGACGGCCACACACGGAGGGGGACGUGAAGAUGACCGCCCCGACAAGGACUCGGUGUACACGCUCAAGACCGGCUUCAAGAACGACGGCUACCAGCACGACAAGGACAACGACGACAUCGUCAAACCCCCACCACUACCCAUAGAAGAUGAAAACUACCCAUCAGGAAAAGUUAAACUAUCAAGAAACGAGAAAUGGAGAAUACUGAAGAACGUAGCGGCAGUGAGCGCCGCCUUCAUGGUGCAAUUCACCGCUUUCCAAGGGACGGCUAAUCUACAGUCGUCUAUCAACGCCAAGGACGGGCUGGGCACGGUAUCGCUAAGUUCCAUUUAUGCGGCGCUCGUCGUAUCCUGUAUAUUUGUUCCCACCUUCCUAAUCAAGAGGCUAACUGUGAAAUGGACCCUGUGUUUGUCCAUGAUGUGCUACGCGCCGUACAUCGCGGCGCAAUUCUACCCGGCUUUCUACACGCUGGUGCCGGCCGGAGUAGUGGUGGGGAUGGGAGCGGCACCCAUGUGGACGUCGAAGGCCACGUACCUGACGCAGGCUGGUAGCGUCUACGCGAAGCUGACGGAUCAAGCUGUCGAUGGCAUCAUCGUGCGAUUCUUCGGCUUCUUCUUCCUCGCUUGGCAAACGGCUGAGCUUUGGGGAAAUUUGAUCUCAAGUUUGGUGUUCUCAUCGGGCGUGCACAGCUCUAACGGCACCACUGAAAACAACACCAAGACCCUGCUGACUUGCGGAGCCAACUUCUGCAUGAUCGGCGGCGGCCAGCACGAGAACCAGAACCUGCAUCGGCCGCCCGACAGCGAGAUCUACGAGAUCAGCGCCAUCUACCUGGCAUGCGUCGUGGUCGCCGUGCUCAUGGUCGCGCUUCUGGUGGACCCACUAUCCAGAUACGGUGAAAAACAGAGGAAGGCUGACCCGGCUAAGGAGCUGUCCGGUAUCCAGCUGCUGUCGGCCACGGCCUACCAGUUGAAGAAGCCUAACCAACAGCUGCUCAUCCCCAUCACGUUGUGGAUCGGCAUGGAGCAGGCGUUUAUCGGAGCAGACUAUACUCAGGCCUAUGUGUCCUGCGCACUCGGCAUCCGUUCCAUCGGCUACGUGAUGAUCUGCUUCGGGGUCGUCAACGCCAUCUGCUCUCUCGUCUUCGGCUCGGCCAUGAAGUACAUCGGCAGAUUCCCGAUCCUCGUUAUGGGCGCCGCGCUGCACUUGGGGCUGAUCGUGUGGCUGCUCAUCUGGCGGCCCAACCCCGAGACUCCCAGCACCUUCUUCGUGAUCUCGGGCCUAUGGGGCGUGGGCGACGCCGUGUGGCAGACGCAGGUUAACGGACUGUACGGCGUCCUCUUCCGGCGCAACAAGGAGGCCGCCUUCUCCAACUUUCGGCUGUGGGAGAGCGCCGGGUUCGUGGUCGCGUACGCCUACUCCACGCACCUCUGCGCGCGCAUGAAGCUCUACGUCAUGAUGGUGGUGCUUCUUAUCGGCUUCUGCGGGUACAUCAUUGUCGAGAUCCUGCACAAGAGAAAGGCCCGUCGUCUGAAGGCGAUCGCCGAGGACCCAGCCGUGGCCGCCGAGGCUGCCAAGCAGCCUCCCGAGGAGGACGACGAAAAGGACGAGAUCGACGACGAGAUCGUCAUCACGCACCUGUGAGCACCCAAAAACACCCACAUUUGCCCUGGGAAAUUGAUGUGUCCACAAAUCGAAUACGAAGCGCAACAACGGACGACUUUUUUUGAAAUCAUCAGCGAUAGAACGUGAACGUGAAACUGUCCAACAGUUGUAACAGUUUAUCCAUGAUAUUUUAAUGGACAAGUUUACUUCCCGGGGCAAAAAUGGACAGUUUCGCGGUGCUAAUCGACACGGACCAAAAGGACUCCACACAAAUCUUUACAAAUAUUAUGUUUAACCAUAAGAAGGUACAAUUGACUAUCUGGGACAAGGAUACUCAACGUGACGCACUCAAACAUUGUGUAUAAUUGCGUUCAUUUGACAACUAAUUUUGGACCCCUACUUCGUAUUUGUUUUAUAGAACAGUGAAAUUAAUUAGGUACUAAAAUUGGUUAUAUAGAACCCUCAGAAAGUAGUCCUACUUAAUUAUAAAUUGUAAAACUGCGAGUGCCAUGCCCGGCAAGACGCUUGCCCCUAAAUAUUUACCAUUUCGUUAAGCAAGUGAGUGUCGAAAUGGAAAUUAAUGUGAUUUUUCAAUACUUUUAACAGAAUUUGGGAAUUUUAUUUGCCCAGUCCGAUUAUUUGGUCCGUCAAUUAAAGACGAGCUGUAUUUAAACUCGAAUUUAUUUAGAAUUAUUUAUAUUUCCAAUAGAUGAAUGUUGAUGAGUAUUAAAAAGUACAAAUUUUCUUCAUUUCGGAUUCGACCGAAUCGGGAAAAAUCACAUGUGCCAGCGCAAGCAUUUAAAACUACCACAUGGGUUAUCUCUACAUAUUGUGGCAACCUUUUACACGAGUUAAAAGACCGGUGAGCCUUUCCUAAGGCUGGUCUUGUAAUACCUAUGUUGUUAAAAUUACUCAGAAGUUAUUAUAGAAAGACUCGAACCAUUGAUUUAUUAGAAAAAUAUAAAAAUUCUGUUGUCGACUAUGCAGUGCAGAUUAUAAUUGAGAGCAGCUGUUCAGUGGUUCGGCACAAUGAAUUACUGAUUACGAGCGUGCAUAACCAACUGUGUUGACAGUUCGUGCGUAAUUGCGCGCUUUAUUCUUCUGUUCCAAUGACUGUGGUCUUUAAUCGACUCUUGUGCGUGUUUUGUAAGUAAUCAAACAAUAACAUGUGGGUGCGAGCUCGAAACACUUCCACCUGCAAGAAGUGACGAGCCUUGUUCUCAUCUAUUGUUGAGUAUUAUUUUGUAUUUUACUUGGAUCAUGAAGUGGCUUCACUCGUAUUAUUUUAAAUAUGAAUUAUUCGACUUUCUAUUGUAUUAUUUUAUUAAAAUCAUUGAUAACGUUAUUUCUAAAUACGAAUAAUGCAAUACGAUAAAGACUGCUCAAUUCGUUUAAAGAGUGAUUUUAUAUUGCAUUAUUGUUUUAACAAUGACUGUAAUAUGUAUUUCCAGCUAAGGACUUAGAAGCGAACGCAUUGAUUCCAAUAUUAUACAAUCCAUAGCUCCAUUCAUACAAUGUUAGGUAAUGUAGGUAAGAUUGUUGAUAUUAUUUUUAAUUAUUUUUGAUAAUAUCGUGAGACAGGUUUUCGUGUACAGAAAUAUGUCAAUCGUAAACGACUCGGGCAGCGGUGUAGAGCGGCCCAGGUCCUAUUGUAGGUACUUAGAUCAAAUAAAUUAAUUGUGUAACCCUUACAAGCUUAUAAAUACUUAGGUAGUUACUUAAGUUUGUGCGUAUGUUUUGUGAGCAACUCACAGCGCUCUGUAGAACUAUCCAUAUGUUUUUUGACCGAAGCAAAGAGCCUGUGGAAUGGAACCGUAGGUUUCAAUGUUGCUGAACUUUAAUUUACAUCCCAAGUGCCGGAGGGGCCAAUAAAGAAAACAUAUCAAAACAAAAAUGGUCACAAUUUGAAAUGAAAAUAAAAAAUAAUUUGUUUAAACAAUGCAAUGAGCAGUACUUGUUUGGGCCUGUGAUAGACGCUGAAAUGUAUUGUGACCACUUACAAUUUAAACGUGAACUGUCGAAAUUGAUCGGAGUUUGUAACAUUUAUAUAAAUUCUCUUCUUGGCCUACACAGCUUUAUAUAAUUUAAUUUAUAAUAAAAUUAUAUAGUACGACGAGGUGUGUACCGAUUGCUAGGGUAACAAAACCACGUGAUAAUUACAGUAAAAUGUAUAAAUAUAAGCAUAUUAUUAUUUUAAUGUAAAUUUAAAUUAGUGGUAGUAUAUAAUAUAAAUAAAAUUGCUCUAUUUUUGAGAUAACCAUUAUUAUUUGUUUGAUUAAAUAUUAUGUUAUAUUAUUAACGAUGUGAAUGAGUUUGUGAUGAAAAUAAACAUAGAAAUUGUUUGGUC
This is a messenger RNA of Cydia pomonella (codling moth), 4216 nucleotides long. Its product is annotated as UNC93-like protein. Gene Ontology annotation, cellular component: plasma membrane; striated muscle dense body. Gene Ontology annotation, molecular function: potassium channel regulator activity. The transcript is spliced from 8 exons. Gene Ontology annotation, biological process: regulation of muscle contraction; regulation of potassium ion transport. Lineage: Eukaryota; Metazoa; Arthropoda; Insecta; Lepidoptera; Tortricidae. Bases 265 to 1908 code for a protein of 547 amino acids. The record is from RefSeq and is a predicted model, not a curated record.